Messenger RNA from Linum tenue, 3437 nucleotides. NCBI's taxonomy places the organism in Eukaryota, Viridiplantae, Streptophyta, Magnoliopsida, Malpighiales, Linaceae. The record is from the annotation of a GenBank genome assembly.
GUUGGUGAUGUGAAGAAUAGAGACAAACGUUCAAAGGAUUAGUAUCGAUGACCUUUAUUUCCAACGAACCUGAAAAAGUGAAAGCAGCCACCAAGGGAAUGCGAUCGUCAUUUUCCACUUGUCAAAACAGAUCUCUGGGACGUCUUCUGCUCUCUGAGCAAUCAAAUCGCCGCUAACGCCCUUCAUUUGCUCUCAGUUUCCAUUCCUGAUCCCUUCGCAGCAUCGCUCCCGAAUUCCGGUUCUGCAACGGGCGGGCACACCUUGUUAAGCCGGAAAGAGUAAUUUACCGCUAAGGGCGACCUCACCGGCGACCUGUAAGAAAAUGGGGCACGGGAGUUCCAAAGACGACUCCUCCUCCGAGGAAGGGGAAAGAUCCUCGCGGUUGUCUGCCUUGGCGAACAAGCUUCACAUCCACGGUGACCGCGGCAGUCGCCGCAUCCGCAGUCGCCUGUUUCGCCGCUCCAGUACAAUGAACGACUCCACCUCCUCCGCCGGUCACGGGCUAAACAGAAACAAGCUCGCCUCUGAUGAGGAUUUUGCCGGAAUCGCGCUUCUUACGCUCAUCAGUGCGGAGAUGAAAUUCAAAGACAAGUGGCUUGCUUGCGUUUCCUUGGGCGAGCAGACUUUCCGUACAGAGGUUUCCGAUCAGUUAAGCUUUGGUUUUUUGCCUCCAUGGUGUGUGUCUCUUUUGUGAUUUUUCCUCUGUGCUUGCGUUAUCUUUCAAAAGUUGGAUAGGGGGUGUUGCCCGCGACAGACUGUAAUGGUAAGAAACAAUGAACUCCCCAACUCAAAAAGAACAAUAGUGCUAGUGUUGAUGCCCUCAAACUGUGAGGAACUAAAGCAUCUUGGUCAUUGACUGAUCCACUGGGUAUGUUGUUGGCUACAAAUUUGAGGUGUAAUCGUAACUGAUUUGCUUCUUAUUCAGUCCCUCCUUUUAGCUCUUUGUUGCAUAUGUGCUUUGCUCUAUCGCAAUAUGACCAAAUUCAAUAUGUGAAAGAUUUUUAUGAUGUUAUUGGAUUUUGUCUACAAACUUGCCCUGCUUUAUCGAAUUGACAACAUGCUGAUUCAUUUCUUUGUGGUGCAGGACUGAUACACCUGUAUGGAACUCGGAGAAAAAGCUUCUUCUGGAGAAAAAUGGAUCUCAUAUCGUCAGGAUUUCUGUUUUUGAGACUAACAGACUAUCGAAAAACAGUCUAAUAGGAUACUGUGAGAUCAAUCUACUGGAAUUUUUAAUUGAGGAUUUUGAUUCAGGUGCUGAAGUUUUUGACCUUCUUGAUCCGUCUUCAUCUGACAUUGUCGUUGGGAAAAUAUCUCUUUCUUGUAAUGUUGAGGAUCCAAUUGAGACUGAGAAAAAUUUUGCACGGCGCAUCUUGUCCAUUGUGGACUACAAUGAAGAUGGGUUGCUUUCAUUUCCAGAAUUUUCAGACUUAAUAAAGGCGUUUGGAAAUAAGGUGGCAGAUGACAAGGUUCGGUUAAAGUCAAUCUAUGGUUUUGCACUAAAUGAAACGCAACAUAUAACACCUAGUAUUGAACAUAUGGAACAGAAACAGAAGCACAGAAUUUGAGUUGUAAAUUUCUGGUAUGGCCAUUUUACUUGAGAUUUUUAGCCACUGUAGUAUGCUCAAAUAUCCAGUUUGCACCUUCUUUCUCAAUCACAUGGUUUGCGCUUUCUCUACUUUGUGUUUGCUGCUCUUAGAUCUUUGCGUGCAUUUCCAUAUGUUCUGACAGGUAAUCCAAAAUUUUGCCUUAGUAUGUGUUUACCUUGUUGAUUAGAAAGAGGAGCUUUUCAAAGCUGCAGACAAGAACCAGGAUGGCGUUGUGAGCUUAGAUGAGUUGGCUGAUCUUCUUGCAAGUCAACAAGAAAAGAAGCCUUUAAUAAAUUGCUGUCCUGUUUGUGGCGAAAUUCUUGAAGUUUCUGACAAGCUGAACACAGUAGUACAUUUGAGUCUUUGUUUCGAUGAAGGAACUGGAAAUCAAAUUAUGACGGGAGGAUUUUUGACCGAUAAGCAAGCUUCAUAUGGAUGGAUGUUCAAACUAAGCGAAUGGGCUCACUACUCAACAUAUGAUAUCGGUUUGAACUCAGGUUCAAGUGCUUCUCAUAUUGUGGUGUUUGAUCGGAAGUCAAAGAGGCUCGUGGAGGAGUUAAUUGAUGGGAAGAUAGUUAUGUCAAUGAGAGCAAUUUACCAGUCAAAGAUAGGACUGCACUUAAUGGAUAAAGGGGCUAAAGAAAUUUUGCACAGCAUCUCGGAGAAGCAAGGAAGGAAAAUGAACUCAGUUGAAUCAGCUAAAGAAAUACCGAAGUUCCUUGAAUUUUUUAAGGAUCAAAUCAAUUUGGCUGAAGUUAAGCACCCUCUGGAUCAUUUUAAGACAUUUAACGAGUUCUUCAUAAGAGAGUUAAAGCCUAGUGCAAGACCAGUCGCCAUGGUGGAUCGCGAUGAUGUGGCCGUAUGUGCAGCUGAUAGUCGUCUAGUGGCAUUCAGAUCCGAGGAAGACUCGAAAAGAUUCUGGAUAAAGGGCAAGAAAUUCUCUAUCGGUGGCCUCCUGGGAAAUGAUCCAAGCUGUAGCAAUUUCAAGGAUGGAAUUGUGGUUAUAUUUCGGUUGGCACCUCAGGAUUAUCACAGAUUCCAUUUUCCGGUUUCUGGAACCAUUGAGCAGUUUAAGGACGUUUCAGGAUGUUUGUACACGGUGAAUCCGAUUGCUGUGAAUAGCAAGUAUUGCAAUGUCUUCACAGAAAAUAAGCGAGUUGUAUCAAUUAUUUCUACUGUCAGCUUCGGAAAGGUUGCAUUUGUUGCGAUUGGAGCAACCAUGGUUGGUAGCAUAGCAUUCGUGAAGAAGACUGGCGAUUAUGUGAACAAGGGGGAUCAGUUUGGUUAUUUUUCCUUCGGUGGGAGCACGGUGAUUUGCGUCUUUGAAAAGGAUUCGAUCCAGAUUGAUGAAGACCUCCUGGCAAAUAGUGCAAGGUCGCUAGAAACCUUGGUUCAAGUUGGAACGACACUGGGUAUUGCCACAAAGGUUUGAUCUGUAAUUCCGAGGGGCCGUUAGCCACGUUGUGUAUAAAUCAGGUAUAACUAAUAUCCAAGAUUAGGAGUGUGGGUGAAACCAAGCUGGAUUAGCACGGGGAUCGAUCUAGCCUCUGCUGUGUGCCCUCGGGCUCUUAGACCUGAAAUUUCGUGUGGGGUUUAUUUUUCUGGGAGCUAUACGCUAUUUCAGCAGUUUCUCAAGCAAUCAUGUCAUGGGCUAUACGUUGUAAAGACAGUUUAAACCAUUGAUGGCUGCCACAGGGGUCCGUAAACUUGUCGCUAAAUUCCUAUUGCCUCACAAGUGCAUAAACAGUGGCAUUUACAGAUACGUAACCCAGGGAAUUGGAGGGUUUGCAUUUACACUCCCCAUCUAAUGGACAACAAAGGUAAACUUGCGGAGAUUCGCAACCAAUAUCC